CUGUUUUUAUACAUUGAUGAUUGAUGGGUAGUGCCUCAGUGAUACAAUGUAUCCAUUUACAUGCGAGUUAGUAGUGGGCAAGAGACAUGUAAACGGAAAGACAACCACUGGGCAAAUGCAAAACUCCAGUCAAACGACAGCCGCGACGGAGAUGGCGACUGCCCUGGUGCGCGUACCCGCGCGGCCGCCGCCGCCUUGAUCUCCUCGCUCCGGUCUGCUGCGCGUCCGGCGUGCCCAGAUCCGGCACCCCCGUGCCGCGCUCUCUCCUCUCCUUCAGUCCGCCUCUCCGUUCAUUCGUCCGCCAUGGCUCCCCAAGCUCCGACGUCGGCGGCCGCCCCGACCUCUUGGGAACCUCCUGCCGGUGUCCUCCCUGCUUCAACGACGGCGCCCGCUCCGGUCUUUCGGGCGCCUCCUGCCGGCGCCACCACCGGUACGACGACGGAGGCCGCCCCGGCCUCUCUGACUCCUUCUGACGGCACCACCACUGCUACAACGACGGAGGCCACCUCAGCGUGUCUGCCGCUGCCCUCUGUGAACGGCGCCGCCACGACUUUCCUUGCCUUCCGCAAGGCCGACCCGGCCGUGCGGGGACGCCUGCAACUGCUGCGGCCCUCCACAACCAAGACGCGGGCCAGCUCCGAUCUGAGCCUGGCGACUCCGACGCCUACCACGCCGCCUGUCGCUGCUGCCGAAGACGAUGGUCUUCAUGGAGCUCCCUUUGUUGGCCCCGAUUUAGGUGCAGCCCCCGACGCCGCUGUGCGGACCCCGCAGCCGCCAUUGGCCGUGUCGUGGGCUUCCCUCAUGGACAACGUCUUCAGCAUUGAUGAUGAAGACGAGCUCGCCCCGCUGACGCCGUUGGCUGCGAGGUGCUCCAGUGGGGUGAGCGAUCCGGCUGCCGCUGCUGUUGUCGCUGCUGCUCCUGAGGCGUCUUUGGACCAGGGAUGGGUGAAGGUGGGGGUCCGACGUUGUUCGGCGUCGCCGACAUUGGCUCUGGCUCCCCGGCCUAUCCCUGCCUGGCUUCGCGGUCGAUGCUGCAGAUGCCUCGCCCCUGGACACCGGGCGACGGUUUGCAGAGAUCCCUUCCGAUGCUCUCGUUGCUUGGAGAACGGUCAUCGUGCUUGUGACUGCCGCAACCCAUGGCGUUCUCUCAGCUCUCUGGCAUAUCUUGUUGUCCCGCCCGUCUCUCGCCUUGGCAUCCAACAUUGUCAACCUCCUACUCCAAGAGAGGCCCAAUUAAAAUCCACACUCCCUUCCGUUGCGCUUCAUCGUGGAUCUUGGGCGUCUCUGGUUUCUGCUUCCGCUAGCCCGGCAUAACCAUCCAUUGAUGUGCUUCAGACCGCUCUGGCUGAUCAGACCGAGUUGCUUCAGGGUUGGCAGACACGUAUUGAGAGCUUCCUGGAACGGGCUGAGGCUGCUUUGAGCAGGCUCUCCUUUUUGCCGGCUACGUUUCCACGCAGACACCACUCCCUCAUGUUGGCUCCACGGAGGACGAAGGGGCAGAUCCUUAUGGUUGUUUCUCCCCUCGUGUUCGGGACAAUUCAUCAUUGAUGUCUACUUCGUCUGUUGUGCAUGUCGAUGUGGGCGAGUCCAUCGCUGUGCUUGCGACUCCGGUGCUACAGCUCAUGCCCGAGCUUCGGGACAUAUGUUCGAGCCCUGCUUCGCCUCUGUCCUUGGAGCGGUUGGAAGUGGACUCGUCGACAACCUUGUGUGAGGGGCAUGUUUUGCCUCUGUCGUGUGAGCAACUGGAGGCGCCGAAGUCCAUUGUGUCGAUGGUUCCUGUGGUGGAGGAUGAUGUGUUGGGGGUUCCUCGGGCCGAUGAUGUCGAUGCGGCCGGUUUGUUGGUGCCUGCCCCUAGUAGGAGCCCCUUGGUUGAUGACAACUACAUCAAGAAGCACAAUGAGUUCUAUGAUUUUCUUGACAAAUGGGUGGCGGAUCAGUCUGGACCCGGCAUCACAAGUGGUUGCCUCCCCAAAAAGAAACCCAAUAGGGAGAAAGCAAAGAGAAACAAAAGCAAGAAGGGCGGUGUUAUUCGGAAGACGCCCACGAUUUCACGAUGGAGGGUGCUCCGUUUUUAUCGUGGUCGAUGUUCUUGUGUGAAGCUCCGCUGUGUUGUACAAGUGUCAAGGGUUUCGGUUGUGGUGCAUUGGGAGGGCCACAUGUGCGGUCACGGUGUUUCCUGUUCU
Triticum aestivum (bread wheat) is the source of this 2183-nucleotide messenger RNA. RefSeq names its product calphotin. Lineage: Eukaryota; Viridiplantae; Streptophyta; Magnoliopsida; Poales; Poaceae. Gene Ontology annotation, molecular function: nucleic acid binding; zinc ion binding. The record is from RefSeq and is a predicted model, not a curated record. The transcript has a single exon. The coding region runs from base 61 to 1314 and encodes 417 amino acids.